CUUCUACAAGUCCUUCUAGAACCUGCUCCUUCUAUGUACGAGGUUUUCUUUGAACGCGUUCAUGCCAGCCCACGGGAAGUGGCGCCAACGAGGCGAUGAAAUCCACAAGAAUCUAGCCGUUAAGGUCGAGUCAUGACGAGCGAUGAGGGACUGGACGUGGCAACAUGCAGAGGACAUGAGGACGCGGUGGUGAAUAGGGCAGGCAAUGGGAAGUCCUUCACAACUCUCAGCACUAUCGCCGUCCAGGCUGGCCAAACGCAGCUCGUCGUGUCUGUCCUCAAGAGCGGCUCGCUUGUCCACCUCGAGCUGGUACGAGUCCAUCCUGACCUCUGUGAAAUCGGCACAAACGAGGAAGAGAACAGAACGUUGAUGCAAGAACAUGAAGAGCUGAUGAAGAAGAUGAUGAACCGGCAAAAGGAAGUUCUGGAGGCGUCAGGAAAGAUCAGGAGAAAGAAAAAGAGGCAAGAGGAAGAUCAGGAAGUGUACGAAGCCAUGGAGACGUGUCUGAAUGAAGGAUGGUGCCAUUUGCUACACCUCCUGGAGAGGCGACAGGAAGUUCUGAGGCUGGCGGCGAGCUUCUACGAGGCGGCGGCACAGUUGUCGCUUGGAGUGGAUAACUUUGAAGAUGCUUUGAUGCAAGUGGACUUGAGGUCCGCUGACACGACGCUCGCUUUGGACUCCAUGAGGAGAGAUGUGCUGAGAAGAUCUCUGAAGGUUCUGUUGAGUGGCGGCCAGCUGCUCCAUAAGCUCAAAUUGUUGCCGCAAACUGACGGCCUCUGCGGGGCACCAGCGAAUUCCCACCUCAACCGGCAAGUGUCACAAAGGCUGGAGGUUCUAAUGGAGACUUUGCAGGACCGCAGAAGGACAAUGGAGCAGGUGCUCAGAUGGCGACUCAGUCAAGUGGGCCAUGAUGUCACGGUUGGACCAGAUUUAAGUCAUGAUUUUGGAUUCAAUGUAGAAAGAAGCCCUUUUCCGCCAAAUUGCGGAAUCAGUCUACAGGCCAAACCUGAUUCCAGACCUGAUCCAAAUCCUGAAUCCAGCUCCAAUAUGAGACAACAAUCCCUGUCAGACCUGAAGGCUAUGCCUGAAUCUGAAGCAAAUUCUGAAUGUAGAUCUGAUCCAAAUCCUGAAAUCAGAUCAAAAUCAAUUCUGAAGCUAGAGUCAUUUGACACAAGUCCUAAAUCCACGUCAGAUCAGAAGUCUGCAUCCAUAUUGGAUGAAACCAGAAACAUGCUUUCAGGAUGUCCGGAUCUGUCCAGAUCAGUUGUGACUCUGAAAUAUGAACCAGAUGACAUUGGAGACUUUGCGCAGGAACCAGAAUCCAAAAAGACAGAGUGGGGAGUCUUGCAACAAGAAAAAAGUACAUCUACCAGUGGAGGGAUCCCAGACAUGGCACAAAACACCCACCAUGAACUCGUGACCAAUCAGAAUCAACCACUGCUGCUGAAGUGUCAACAACUGCUUGACAAGGUGUCCCAAUGGGUGGACCAAAGUAAACUCUUGCUGUCAAAGUCUCAUGAAGUGGGAACUCAGCUGUGGGAGGCUGAAGACCUCCUGAACACACACCUUCUGCUGCGUACACAGGCUGAGACUGCAGGUCAGGACGGCAACAACGCAAUGCAGCUCUUGCGGCGUCUGCAGGUUCCAUACACGGGAUUCCCCAGCAAAACUCAAUUAGAGGCGCCCGGUGCACGUGUCUCUCAUCUGUCCCGCUUGAGGACUCUGACGGAGCAGCUGAAGCGAGAUGGCAGAACCAGGCCAACUGAAGAAGUCCAGCUAUCUGCUCGGGUCUCUACAGUACUGGGCGAGGUGAAGAGGCUGAGCGAUAUUGUGGAGUGUAACAUAUGUGUGCUGGAAGGCUUUGUGUCCUUCAUCAGGGUGGCGCAGCAGCUGGAAAAAGACAUAAACAUCCAUAGACACACACUGGAGGGAGAAAAAGAGGAGGAAAAUCUUAGUAUGAAGACUGGCACAUCCUGGCAGGAGACCAUGCAGAAGGUCUUCACAGCCCAGGAAGGGGCCAGAGAGUUCAUCAGUAGCACGGCUUCCGUAUCAGGCUUGAACUUGGAAUCUAUGGCGAUGGCGGUGAAGCAAAUGGCAGAGAAACUUGGGAAAAGCCAACAGGAAGUCGCAGACUUGCGGCGUGAACUUGAAAUUGACAACAGGAAGCGGGGCGAGGACAGAAAGUUCCACAGCAAGUACCAGGAGAGACUUCGUAAGGCUGUGCAGGACCUGGAGGAGGUCUCAAAGCUACUGGACUCCUGCACUCAGGUGGAUCUGGGCUCCCAUCUGCAAACCUCCAGGCUACAGCAGCAAUUUAGACUGGCCAGACCACAUUUUGCUAGACUGGACAACCAGGCCCAGAUCUUCUUGAAAGACUGGGAUGCCUUGACACCAGUCCAGAACUCCUUACUUCUAAAGGAGGAGCUGCAGGAAGAGGAGGUGUCCGAGCUACGUGUGCUGCAUGUCAAAGUGAAGGAGAAGAUCCAGCGCUGUCACCAUAUCCUGGAUCUUAGCAUCAACUUUCACCUCCUGGCCAAACAGCUGGAGACGUUCCACCAGUCAGAUGCUGCUGGACUUCUAUGUGGCGCUCCGAGUGCGUGUGAGGAGACACGUCAACAGAUCCAUCAACUGUUGACAAAAGCUUUCUGGGUGAAAAAGGAAAUUGGUAAAAUGAUCAGCGACGAUGUUCUGACCAAAUUUAGAGUGGAGCAGCUGGAGCACAGUGUGGCAUCUCUGUACACUCUGAGUAUACCGUGGCUCAUGGAAGGAUCUUCCCUCCAGCAGAUGAAGUCAAAUGUGGAGGUUAGCAAAUCUUUUGGCAACCAGAAAAUGGAACAUGACAGGAUGAAUGAGGAGAAGCGGAACGCUGAGCAGAUCCAGGUCGACUCAUCCCUCCUUACUGUGAAGAGACAGAUGGACAACUUUAGCAUACAGGAGCUGAGUGAGCUCAAGGAGACAGGCCACACCCCUGAAGUGACCACUAAGCAUGAUGGGAAAGAAGCGCUGGAGGCAAAUUUGAAACUCUCAUCAUCCAAGAUGAGCAGGUGGCAGCGGUCACAUGGUGAGGAGAAUCCUGGUGCCUCGUCCUACUGCUCCACCUACACCUUCAGGCUGUCCUGUUCACCAGCGGAGGUUGGACGCAAGGUCUACGUCAUCUACGGACAACUUGAUUCUACCUCGCUUCAAGCCAUGCAUACUUCUCUGAGUGCAUCAGUGCAGAAGGAACCGGCAGAUAGUCUGUUGGAAGAGGAGAUCCACCAACAGGAUGUGGUGACGGAGGUUUUUCCGUCAAGUGAUGAUGAGUACGAGUGUGCUUCAUCUGAUGAUAUUUCCCUUCCACCACUGGCAGAGACGCCAGAGUCCAUCAUUUUUCAGGAUGAUGUGGAGGAGCAUUUUUGUUUCAGCUCCAGCAGUAUUCACAAAAGCCACUCCCUUAACAAGAACGAGUACAAGAACCAGCCAGAGAUACCCGUGACUGGACUUGCCCCUGUUGCAACAAAGCAGCAUAAAGAGUCCGGUCAGAUGGAGAGUUUUGUGACGGUCCCCCAUAGUCUUCAGAGUGAUGCAAGAGAGCUAUUUAUGUCCAGUUCGUUUCUCAAGAGUCCUCUGUCUCCUGUUCCAAAACAACCAAUCAGCACACAGACUCAAAAGACAUUCACAGCCAGUGUUCCCCCUUCAAAGUCCACCUACAAGAGCGAAGAUGCCCUGGAAAUAAGGAGCUCCUCACAGAAAAGUCCAAGUAGUGACGCUCAGCUCAUACAAAUGACCGUUCCAAAAACUGUACCCAGCGAUCAGACCGCUACCUUUUGCCCUUCACCCUCUCAGAAUUCAGACUUUGAUCUCAACAAGAGCAGGGCUCCUCAACAACGCACUGGGAUGCACGUGAUUAUCCCUCAAACCAAAACGACCUUCCCUCAGGAAGGUCCACAACCCCUGCAGGGUACCUUCCAAGCUGAGAAGACAAUAACUCCAUUAAUGCAUGCAAAAUGUAACACAAUAAAGGGCAGCAUCUACAAUUGUCAGUCAUCUACAAGAAGCAGCUUCAUAUCAUCUCAAGGUCGCACAAUGCUAGAUAUCGGCCCACAGAAUCUCCUCAGAGAUGACACGAUUCUUGAUCUUGAUCAAGAACCACCCUCCAAGCAAGUUACCCAUCAAACCUUAAACUGCCUAUCAACACCCAGCAGCAGCGACCAAGACAUUCAAGUUAUGCUACCACAGGAGAACGACCACCUCAAACACAGGAGCAUGGUAACUUCUCCACAAAUCAGCACCAGCUUUUUCCAAGACUGUCCAGAGUCCAAACCAGACUUUAGGAUUGGUCUUGAUCAAGAAUUUGGGUCCCAAAUAAGCCAUAACAUGACCAGUGGAGUUCAGCCUCAGAUGCUUUGUGGCCGUUCAGAGUGUGAAAGAUCACUUUAUCAAGAUGGACCAGAAGUCCUUGAGACCACAAGCCCUCCUGAGUCACAUGACAGUGGUUAUGACAGCAGCAAGCAGAGUCUGUAUGGUCCAGGAAUGACGCCCAACAACCCCUCCCUCCUUGCUGUUACUGCUCUGCCAACAGCGUUAGCACAGAAAGCUAGCUUACAUGUCACCACCCCUUUACCACCAUCCCAUGAACUAACCUCCAAGGUAGACCAAGAUAUAUGCCAGCCCGUGGUGAUCCGUGAGGAGAUCAAGUUUACUCCUCAGAUUCAAGGACCACCCCUUCCAGGGCCACCCCAUCCCCAGACCCAGAAGAGGCCUUUUGAAUCUGGUCCACCUCCCUUCACCAUGCCACUGUCAAAAGCUACUGUCAUGGGUGGCAUGCCAGUGAAUCUGGAGGUGGCGGUGACCGAACACCCAGAGCCCAAAGUCACCUGGUUUAAAGAUGGCCAACAUGGGGAGGAGGGGGACCUAAAGAAAGAUUGCGGAGAGGUUGAAGGUCGCUGGCUUCUGUCUGAAGUUGUUGACAUCAUCAGUGAUGAGAUGACCACAUGCUUUGGAACCUGCUGUCUUCUUCUCUGGCUGCUUCUCAUCCUCAUUGGACUGUGACAUCACGCCAACGACUCUUCUUCUCUUUCCUCUUUUUCUUUAUCUUCUUCUCUUUCCUCUUUUUCUUUAUCUUCUUCCUUUUCUUGUUUUUCAUCUUCUUCCAUUUUUCUUUUCUCUCUGUUCAUCCCUCUUCCUCUUCUUCUAUUUCCCUGUCAUUACUACAGUUAAAUGAGCUGAUGUGUCGUUUUUCCUGAAGAAUAGCACUAUCUGGUGGACAGGCUCUUGAAGUGAAAUCCGUAUCCUGAGAAAACCUAAACCAUGUUGUUU
Molecule: messenger RNA, 5298 nt
Organism: Doryrhamphus excisus (bluestripe pipefish)
Lineage: Eukaryota; Metazoa; Chordata; Actinopteri; Syngnathiformes; Syngnathidae
Source: RefSeq, a predicted model, not a curated record